AUGCCUGCGGACCGCCUGUACCUGCUUUUCUCGCUGGUUGUGAUCUCCUGCGGGGAUGGUGUCGUGAGGGCGGCGCCGGAUGGUGGUGUCCUCGGCGGCCUACCCACGCUGCUGGCCGCCGAGGACAAUGUCAUCUCCACUGUCCCAGACGGAUCCAUCACCGGCCAGACGGCCCUUUAUCAGGUUCAGACUCCGUCUGCCCUAACACCAGAGCCGCCCUUUGCCCUGAGGGUCCUGGUGAAGGAUCAGGUGACCCGGCGGCGCCUGGGUGGGGCCCAGGUGGAGGUGUUUGUCAACCACACCCUGAGUAGCCAGGCCCUGACUGGGGAGAGGGGAGAGGUGCUGCUCAGGGUCCCCUACAGCCUGGGCCUCAGCCUCACCAUUGUAGCUAGCAUGGAGGGAUACGUCCUCACCCCAUUGCCCUGGAGGACCACCAAGAGACCUAUAUUCUCCUCAGUGACCUUGUCGCUGCUCCCUCAAAACCAAGGCAACAUCUGGCUGUUUGACGACUCCGUGCUCAUCACUGGGAAGUUACCUGACUUCUCCUACCAGCCCAGCGUUCAGUUCCCCAAGAGUCACCUGAUGCUCUCAGACCGCAGUAACACCUCCACAGUGAUGGCCUACCUGACCGUGCCACAGCGCCACCUAGGCAAGGACUGUGUCAACUGCAACCCAGGCAUCAUUCACAACAAGUCAGGAGUGUUCAGGAGUGUUGAGUUGCGGGCGAUGGCAGCGGUCAGCACUCUGCUGUACUCUGGUGGUCAGGAGGUCCAGGUGAACGGCCCCAUCCAGAUCUCCCUGCCCCUGGCACACACCACCAACCUGAGGCCCUCGGACACCCUCCCUGCCUGGGACUUCAACACCAAGACAGGUGCUUGGGAGAACCAGGGUCUGGGGAUAGUGAAGAUGGUUGGAGAUCAUCUGGUCUGGACCUACAUUGCUUCUCACCUGGGUUACUGGAUCGCUGCACCCCUACCCUCCUCCAACGGUUAUAUGGGCCAUGCCAGCUCAAUGGAAUUCCUCUCCUACCACACCUACCUGCUCAUAGGAAUACUGGGUGGGACUCUGGUUAUAGUCUUGGGGUUUCUGGCUGUGCUGCUGUGUCAAUGUGGAGGUUCAGGUUCCUCUCAGGGGCCGAGGAGGAGGAGGAGAGCACGGUUCUCUAAGCUGUCCGUUCUGAAGAAGGACCAGACCACCUCCACCCACAUGGAGGAGGGCCAUGCCAUGAUGUCCUUCCACCCCGGAGACAGAGCCCAUGGCCUGGCCUCGCGCAGCGUCCAGUGUGACCCCUCCACCCCCAGGCACAACAAAGCCAACUACAACAUCUAUGUAGAAGACCCCGGGCGUGGGUCCGCCCUCCUGUAUGAAAAUGUGGGGAGCGGGGCCAAGGGACCCCAGGCAUCACACCACUACGUCAACAGUGAGGAGGUGGCCAGGCUGAGGGAGAGGUCCAGAGAGGAGCAGAACAGAGCCCACCUGGGUGGAGGUGCUCAGCUGCUCCACCUAUACAACCAGCCUGUGGCCAUCCUCCAGGCCCCGGAGCGCUUCAGCAGCCAGGGUGGGGAGCAGCAAGGAUCAGGCUGCAAGUCGGCCACCUUCCCCCGCAACGGGGGAGCCUAUGACUCCCACUCCCACUCUGAGCAGGGAGGUCAGGACAGCUACACCCAGACCCUCCCUAAGAACCCCCACCAUGCCCAGGGAGCCAACCCCCAGCAGGGCGGCCAGGACCAGCCCCAGGCCCUGGAGACCACUCCCCAAGGCCCAGCCUCUAAUCCUGGGGCGUGGGGCCGUUACAGCAGCCUCCCGGAGUCCUCCGUUUCCGUCCCCGGUACUCUGAACGAGGCGGCUGGAAUGAGGGCCUUCAGCAGUGGGAUGGGGGGCCCCAGUGAACUUCAGGGGAUAUCAGAGCGAACACUCCUGGAGUUGACCCGAGGCAAGGCCUCGUCGCCUCACCCCAGGGCCUGGUUCGUCUCCCUGGAUGGGAAACCAGCCGCCUCAGUCCGCCACUCCAUCAUAGAGCUCCAGGGACGCCACCCACGGCCCCCCAGCAGCAACGACACCAGCCUGGACUCUGGCGUGGACAUGAAUGAGCCCCAGCAGAGUGUGAGGGAGGCGGAGCGAGAGAGGCCUUCCAUCCGGGGCUCAUUCCCCCACCACAGCAGAGGGCGCUACAGCGAGGAGCAGGACCUGAGCAGCAGUGAGAGCGGCACCACCGCCACCUGCACCCCUGAAGACCCCUACCUGAGGAACAUUCUGGACGGGAGCAGCGGGGCCAUUCCCAAUAUCCCGGAGGAGAGGGACGGGAUGGACACGUCCAGUGCACAGGAGGACAGUGAGUCGAGGGGGACACCGCCCCCACGCAGGCUGAGGAAGGUGAGGGAGAAGGGGAGGGCCGAGAAGAGAAGCGCCAGGCACCAUGUCAGAGAAGAGAGGCUGGUCAAACGGAGCUAA
Salvelinus namaycush (lake trout) is the source of this 2451-nucleotide messenger RNA. Its product is annotated as protein FAM171B-like. The transcript has 9 exons. The record is from RefSeq and is a predicted model, not a curated record. NCBI's taxonomy places the organism in Eukaryota, Metazoa, Chordata, Actinopteri, Salmoniformes, Salmonidae. The coding region runs from base 1 to 2451 and encodes 816 amino acids.